Messenger RNA from Branchiostoma belcheri (Belcher's lancelet), 1218 nucleotides. RefSeq lists its product as uncharacterized. The transcript has 7 exons. The record is from RefSeq and is a predicted model, not a curated record. NCBI's taxonomy places the organism in Eukaryota, Metazoa, Chordata, Leptocardii, Amphioxiformes, Branchiostomatidae. Bases 212 to 847 code for a protein of 211 amino acids.
GGUAUGCCCCACCUUUCCUGAUUGCACAAUCAACCGUUCAUUUGCAUGCUGUAGUUUCCGUGCUGUACCGGAAAGUAACUAUCCGCACCUUGUUCUUCUUGUUCAAGACAUUCUUAAGCCCCAAAUACUCUCGGAAAUACUGACAGCAACUUCUACCUUGUCGUCUUAAGAGUCCAGUUUGCUUGACAAUCGCCAGGAGGCGUAGUCCAGGAUGGCGAUCUUACAGCGAAGCUGCUGCGGUUGCGGCUGUGACGUCAAAACAGGCUCUAUUGUGGUCGCAGCCAUCUGGAUCAUCUUAUCUCUGAUUGGACUGGGCUAUAACUCCCAUGCGGCGUGGGUAAACUCACUUUCAGGAUCCGUGUUACCAGCCAACGUCGCCCUCCUGAUCGUCUACAUCGUGACCCUCAUCAAUCAUAUCCUACUUAUCAUCGGAAUAGUCAAGGCAUGGCGCCCGCUGGUUCUGACCUGGGUGAUCGUCACUGUCGUCUGCACUGCGGCGGCCCUGGUCAUCUACAUCUAUGUGACGGUUGUAGACGUUGCAGGCAUCGCGGACAUUGCUGCCAGAGGCCAAGUCGUUAUAAACGUAGACCGUGUGAUAUACGCGCUGACUGUGGGCAUCGCACUCGUCUGGAUCUACUGGGGAGCACUCUUUAUCAUGACGGUGUACGGCUGUCUUGUGGUGUUUUCACAUUACCAGAACCUCUGUGACGCCAAAAUUGGACAGGGACAACUUCAGAUGGUGGGUUGGGGCAAUCAACCCAACAUGGCGGGCAACCAACCUAACAUGGCGGACAACCAACCCAACAUGGCGGACAAUCAAACUUCCAUAUUGGGCAACCAAGCCUAACAUGGCGGGCAUCCAACCUAACAUGGCGGGCAACAACCUAACAUGGCGGGCAACCAACCCAACAUCGCGGACAACCAACCCAACAUGGCGGACAAUCAAACUUCCAUAUUGGGCAACCAAGCCUAACCUGGUUACCAAACCUGUUUUUGCUCAUGAGUCUCGUUUGUCCUUUCCGCAAAUAGCACUAUUUUCUGGCCCAAAUUAUGACCUUUGGUUGACAACUAGGGUCGAUCUAUCGAUGUAGAUGUAGUUUGUACGUACGUGUCCAUAUAGGAGCAUGUUUGCAAGGCCAUGUUGAUUUGAUUAUAUGGAUGACAUCCUCUGAGAACCCCAAAACUGAUGCGAGGUGGGGAAAAAACUUUUUCCAAAAA